GGAAAGGCUCUCUACGACCGUGUGCGCUCCAAGUCUCGCUCCAGGAAGGAACGCUCUCGCUCUCGCUCCUCCAGCCGGGACAGCUAUGUGCCCUCUCGACGUGGAAACCGCCGCUCCUACAGCCGAGGCCGUGACUAGCGGCCCCAGGCGGUGCGGCCGCCGGUGCCUUAACAGCACCGAACCGUGGAGGAGAGAGUCGUGAUCGAAAGCGGGAUUCUAGUUCGGAUUCCGAAUCUUCGACCGACAUGGAGGAAAGGCGCAAGAAACUUAGAGCUGCCAACCAACCUUACCCUACCUCCUACGCGGACGCGAAUCCUUAUGGUGCUGUACCGCCGCCUCCGAUGGGCGCGCCGCGGUAUUAGCCUGCGACAAAACCCCCUUUUUCUGGGGGGGGCAAAAAAUUUACUUUCUUUCUGGGUUCUGAGGGAGGGUGUGGACACACUUUGUUUCUGCGGAGGAGCGGAGGGGUCAGAUGUAUGGUUGUAUACCUCUCUUGGUUAUGCUUUCAAUUUCCCAUCUUUCGGUGCUAGAGAAAUGCGAGUAUGGUUUUCUUCUCUCUCCUUUUCUUUUCCCAUGACGAUGGCAUUUUAUCUUUUGGAGGAUGGAGAAAGUGGCAUAUUUGGUAAUGCGGAAGGGGGGGGUUAGCGAGGCUUCUGGCUCGCCAAUGACGGAUAACGAUUUACGAACGAUAGAGAAAUGAAUGAUUACGGUCCUUUU
Molecule: messenger RNA, 717 nt
Organism: Parastagonospora nodorum SN15
Lineage: Eukaryota; Fungi; Ascomycota; Dothideomycetes; Pleosporales; Phaeosphaeriaceae
Exons: 3
Coding region: 319-645 (108 amino acids)
Source: RefSeq, a predicted model, not a curated record